CCCCACCAAACUUCCCCUCUCCAAGAAUCUUUUUAUACGCAUCUCUCACCAUUUCUCUCUCCUCUACCUAGGGUUCUUUCUCUCUCUAAUCUUCGUUUCAAUUCGUGUCAAAAAUCCUCUUAAAUCCUCUUCUCGUCAUUUAACAAGUGACAACUCCUCUCUCUUCAUCUUUUCUCGUCUCCAUUCAACGCAUAACCCACCCUUUUCCCUCUCCUUCCCUCUCUAUAAAAGGGUGGUUUCAGUUCUUUGGUCUUAUUCUCUUUGAGAGAGAGAGAGAGAGAGAGAGAGAGAGAGAAUGGAAGGAUUGGACGGUGGGGAUGGACUUGAUGAAAAUCCUGACCCCAACAAGGAAUUAGCCGAUGGGUCUUCAGUUGAUACCCGCUUUGAUGCGUCACAAUAUGCAUUCUUUGGGAAAGAUGUCUUGGAGGAAGUUGAGCUGGGGGGAUUAGAGGAUGAUGAUAGUCUUGGCUUAAUUGGAUUCGACGAUGAUGAGUAUCCGCUAUCCUCUCUUGGGGAUAGAGAAGAGGGUGAAGGUUUGGGGUCUUUAUCUGAUAUUGAUGAUCUUGCAAGUACUUUUAAAAAGCUAAACAAAGUUGUAAGUGAACCGAGGAACUUAGGAGUCAUUGGUGAUAGGAAAUCAGUUUCUAGAGAAAGUUCGUCUGCUGCAGAUUGGUCGCAGGAGGCUGACUUUUCAAGCUGGUUAGAUCAGUCCAUUCUAGAUAAUGAAACUCUCCAGGAAGGAAAAAGAUGGUGGUCCCAGCCCGACGUAACUUCUCCACGCCUUGCAGAAUCCAAACCGUUGUACAGAGCAUCUUCCUACCCUCAGCAGCAACCACAGCAACACAGCUCCAGUGAACCGAUCCUCAUGCCCAAGUCUUCUUUCACUUCCUACCCACCACCUGGGGGUAGGUCUCAAGCCUCGCCAAACCAUCCGCACCACCUGAACGGUCCAGCUCUUGCCGCGGCUCCCCAGAUGCCAUUCUCUGCACCAAAUCUGUCUCCUUUCUCUGGUCAGCUUCACCGACCAGCGGGCCUCCCUCAUGGGUUACAGUAUGGUGGAAAUGUCCCUCAGUUCCCCUCUCCAGGCAUCUCACUCAAUAGCCGUUCACAGAACCCGUGGCUGAACCAGGCGGGCCUACUUUCAGGGGAUCAUUCGAAUCUGUUGCCCAACUUGUUACAACAGCAAAUGCCACAUCCAAAUGGAUUGAUGCCUUCUCAGUUACUGGUAGCCCAACAGCAUCAGCAUAGAUUGCAGCAAAUGCAAUCGACUCUGGCCCACUUAUCUGCCGUGCAAUCUCAGCUAUUUAACCGACAGUCGUCUCUCUCGCAUUCAACAAACAAGUUUGAAGCGAUGUUUGGGGUGGCCGAUCCGAGGGAGUCGAGAUCGAAAUCAUCACAAAAAGGCAAGCAGAACCUGCGGUUUUCUCAUGCGAGUUCUGACACUAGUAGCCAGAAGAGUGAUAGCGGAUUCCUGCAGUUCAGAUCCAAGUACAUGUCGGCUGAAGAAAUAGAGAGCAUCCUGAGGAUGCAACAUGCCGCGACCCACAGCAAUGAUCCGUACAUCGAUGACUACUACCACCAAGCUUGCCUCGCAAAAAGCACCUCUGGGUCAAGGCUGAAACACCAUUUCUGUCCAUCCCACUUGAGGGAGCUGCCUUCUCGGGCCCGUGCUUCCAAUGAACCACAUGCUUAUCUUCAGGUUGAUGCACUUGGGCGGCUCCCGUUCUCUUCCAUCCGCAGGCCUCGACCUCUCCUUGAAGUUGACCCUCCAUCUUCUGCCUCCGGCGAUGGUGAAGAGCAGCCUCCUGAAAAGCCCCUUGAACAAGAGCCAAUGCUGGCCGCUAGGAUAACGAUUGAGGAUGGCCUCUGCCUUCUUCUUGACGUAGAUGAUAUUGACCGGCUUCUACAAUUCAGCCAGCCUCAAGAUGGCGGGUCCCAACUGAGGCGGAGGCGGCAGCUGCUGCUGGAGGGGCUUGCAGCCUCACUCCAGCUGGUGGAUCCGCUCAGCCCAGGCAAAGGUGGCCACUCGGUUGGGUUAGCCCCCAAGGAUGACCUUGUGUUCCUACGCCUGUCCUCCCUUCCCAAAGGUCGGAAACUUCUCUCAAGGUACCUGCAGCUCCUCUACCCUGGCAGCGAGCUUACUCGGAUUGUCUGCAUGGCCAUCUUCCGGCACCUCAGGUUCUUGUUUGGCGGCCUUCCAUCGGAUUCAGGUGCGGCCGAAACGACAAUGGGCCUUGCUAGGACAGUGUCUGCAUGUGUCCGUGGCAUGGAUCUGAGUGCUCUCAGCGCUUGCCUGGCAGCCGUGGUCUGCUCCCCGGAACAGCCGCCGCUCCGCCCGCUUGGGAGUCCUGCCGGUGACGGGGCGUCCAUCAUCAUAAAGACCGUCCUCGAGAGGGCCACGGACCUCCUAACUGAUCCGCAUGCUGCUGCCAGCUACAGCCUUCCCAACCGAGCCCUUUGGCAGGCAUCAUUCGAUGCGUUCUUUGGGCUGCUGACCAAGUACUGCCUUAGUAAGUAUGAGACUAUAAUGCAGGCUCUGCUCAUGCAGGCGUCAAAUCCAGCUGUCAUUGGGAUGGAGGAUGCCAGAGCGAUAAGUAAGGAGAUGCCAGUUGAGCUGCUGCGCGCGAGCCUUCCCCACACCAAUGAGCAUCAGCGUCGGCUGUUAUUAGAUUUUGCCCAGAGGACCAUGCCCAUCACGGGAUUCAAUGCAUAUGGCACGGGGCCAGUAAAUUCCGAAUCCGUGCCGGGUUAGGAUGCUUGCACAAUGUGGAUCUGAUGGCUUACAGACACCAUCUUGUAUGUGGAUUCUUCGUCUCUCAAGUUCUCUCACCUCGAUGCUUUCUCACAUCCAUCUGGCCCAAAAAUGGUAUGCUGCUAGGCAUGCCAUUGAAAGCUUUACGGGCUGUUUUAGAAUAGUGUAGGAUUUAGGGCCCAUUUGCAUACAAAAAUCCCAAUGAAGUUUUGAUCGAUUGCAGCUGCUGAUGGCCACUGAUGAUGUGGGGUACAGGGCUCCACAUUGUUGUUUCCGUUGUCAUUUUAUUUUUUUUCCUUAAAGAAGCCUUGCCACCGAUGAAAUCACAUAAAAGAAGCACAUCGUGUUUGUGGUGUUUAUUCCCACAAAAAUGGCAAAAGAAAUAAUGUUGUGUAGCCCUUGGGCCCACAUUUUUACCGGCCGUCGGAUGCUGAAAUGGAUCAAAAUAUGGUUUCGAUCUUUUCUAUGCAAAGCGGCUGUCAGUUACUAUAGAUUUGUUGUCUCGUGCUGAGUUAAAUUUUCUGCUUUUCAUCUUUCUUUUGACGACAUUGUAUCGUCCUUGGGUACCAUGUAUUAGAGGAUCUAUCUGAUACGCUGCAGAGGACAACUGCUCGGAUACAUGCGCAUAACUAAUAAACAUAUGGGUUUUAUGCAGCUCAGCCCAAACCGUUCA
This is a messenger RNA of Magnolia sinica, 3425 nucleotides long. RefSeq names its product protein PAT1 homolog 2-like. Gene Ontology annotation, biological process: deadenylation-dependent decapping of nuclear-transcribed mRNA; P-body assembly. Bases 296 to 2752 code for a protein of 818 amino acids. Gene Ontology annotation, molecular function: RNA binding. The record is from RefSeq and is a predicted model, not a curated record. The transcript is spliced from 5 exons. Gene Ontology annotation, cellular component: P-body. NCBI's taxonomy places the organism in Eukaryota, Viridiplantae, Streptophyta, Magnoliopsida, Magnoliales, Magnoliaceae.